Lytechinus pictus (painted urchin) is the source of this 5040-nucleotide messenger RNA. Its product is annotated as U6 snRNA-associated Sm-like protein LSm7. The coding region runs from base 115 to 429 and encodes 104 amino acids. The record is from RefSeq and is a predicted model, not a curated record. Gene Ontology annotation, biological process: mRNA splicing, via spliceosome; nuclear-transcribed mRNA catabolic process. The transcript has 4 exons. Lineage: Eukaryota; Metazoa; Echinodermata; Echinoidea; Temnopleuroida; Toxopneustidae. Gene Ontology annotation, cellular component: catalytic step 2 spliceosome; Lsm1-7-Pat1 complex; spliceosomal tri-snRNP complex. Gene Ontology annotation, molecular function: RNA binding.
AUUGUACAGUACGGUAUACGGUAUAUACGGUGCAAUUCGCAUAAAUUAUAACAUGAAUCUUUGUACUUGGUGCUAACAAAUAAGAGUCGUGGUGAAAGAUCCCAAGCAACAUCCAUGGCACAACAGGAGCAACAGAAGAAGAAGAAGGAGAGUAUUUUAGAUUUGUCAAAAUAUAUUGACAAACAAAUACGUGUCAAAUUCCAAGGAGGCAGAGAAGUGACAGGGAUUCUGAAAGGAUUUGAUCCACUCCUCAAUUUGGUACUAGAUGGAACAACAGAGUUCAUGAGAGAUCCAGAUGACCCAUUUAAACUGACUGAUGAUACAAGGAAUCUUGGUAUUGCUGUGUGCCGAGGGACGUCAGUAGUCCUUAUAUGCCCAGCAGAUGGCAUGGAACCUAUAGCCAAUCCUUUUGUACAACAAGAUGGGUGACAUAUUAGAAAUAGGGGUUGUUAGGGUGCUACAAGUAGGCAAUGUAUAUAUUGGGGAUGGAGAUGUACAGGAGGGUUGGGUUAAUCUUUGUUCAACAGCUCCAGUCCUUUUUCUUGAUUAAGAAUUUGCUAAAGAUUAUCACAGUUUGUAAUAAUUCAAUCAUUAUCAUUCCUUCUGAUUUUACUCAAAUAAUUUUUUGCUGUAAAAUACUUCUCAGUAAGUUUUUUCCUCAUGCUUGACGUUUCCCAAAUGACAGAUUAAAAAAAGAGAGAGGGGUAGUUUGAAUGGUAUUCUUACCUGAUUUAAAGUGUUAUAGAUGAUGAAAGCCACACCCUUCCCCGUAUUCAUUUACAAUGGAAGAGUUCUUUGGUCAAUCACCAAAGAUGAUCGUUUAAGAUUGCCCAAAUGACAAGGGUACAGAAAAUAUGUUGCACAUUAAUUUGAGCAUCUAAUGAUGUGAGGAUUGUGGGUUAUAUCUAUUUAAGGAGGUAUUCAUUCUUAUCUAAUUGUCUCUCACAAAUAGCAGCAAGGAUUAUUUGACUGUUCAUUUUAUCUCUUCCUGUCCUGAUCAAGAAGAAUGCUUUGAAAGUCCUUAUACGAAGUGUUGAUAUCACAGACCAUGCAUUUUGUCUUUGGAGCAUAACUUUCUUGUGGAAAGAGCAGAAGGUAAAACAGUUUGUUUGCAUUUCAAGUUCAAAAGCUGCAUUUGUUUACAAUUAAAUGUGUAAUCAGUAAAGAGAAUGCACUUGAAAAAUAAUUAGCAAAACCAGGAUGAUUUCCUUUUUUGUUUCGCCUAAAUGAAGUUCGGCAGAGACAGUGAUCAGUUUUCCUGUUGAUCUGUUCGAAAUUGUUAAAGUUUUGGUUCAUCUUGUUCUCAUUUCUUUAUUUUUGCAAUAAUUAUAUUCAUAUUUGGUACAAAUGAUCCUUGGCUAAUACCACAUGUAACCUUAAAGUUGAAUUAAGAAGGGGGGUGAGUUUCCAUAAAUAUAGGUUCUACAUACAAUAUAUAGUAUAUAUAAGUUGUUCAAACACAUAGCAUGUCACAAUAAUCCUCUGCCUUCUCAAUAUUUUGCUUUGAAAGUCUAUGAAAUUAGCCACCUGUCAGAGCCCGAGAGACGAGUGUACAGAAAAGUCACUCGGAGUGUGACGUCACCGGGGGGAAUUUAGUAUAAGAGGUGCCUGAAUGUCAUACAGAAAUGCUAUGCAGAGAGAGAAAGAUAUUUUACAAUUUUUUUUCAAAGCAACUCAAAUCAAACAAAUAGGACUGAUAUGUACAAAUCUUUACUUUCCCUGUAUAAAAAACAGUAUGAAUAACCACCAUGAACUCUUCAAUCAUGAUGUAAGAUAGCAAACAGUGAGUUAUUGAAUGAUAUUUUCACUAUUUCUCAUUUAUUUUAUCACGAUGUUCAAUCAAGUGAGUAGCUGGAAAGUAAUUCCGGCGGCUAGCUCAGCGCGCGCUGAACGCAUAAUACUAGUACACACAACACCCAGGCAUUGAGUGUACUGUUAUGGUCUGGUAUGUCGACUUAGUUCAUGGCCGUGCAGCGAUCCCCUGGCGUUUUUUCUUCUUUUCUUUUGUCUUUGACUCCACUUUUAUAUCCUCUGGAUCAUUUCCACUCAUAGCUCAUUCCACAGAACAAUCUUGAACCAAACGUAUAGUAUUCUUUCUCGGCCUUCUGAGUUGUUUUCUAUAUUUAAUUACGCUAGGGGUCACCGUCACACAUACAAACGCAAUUCGGAAGUGAGUUGAAGACAGAAAGAUAUAUAGUAAUUAGUAUACAUCUCUAUGGUUGAAGACAACAAGAACGGUACGGUAGCUCGACAGCUAGCUGCGCCGGAGCGGGCGGCCGGUCGGCACAAAGCAAUUCCGCAACCAACUGUGUUUUUUUGCAAGAGCCGCGUCACACGCGGAUAAAUAUGUCAUAAUAACACGUCUGCUACGUUAUCGACUGGUGAGAAGAUCUCGAUCAAAUUUCAUAUUAUUCACCUUGAAAUUAUUCCUUUAGGGUCUAUUCUGAGGGAAUUCACAUAUUUGGAAUAAUAGUACGGCCACAAAUAUUUUAAUCAUUUCCUCUUUGCAAGUUCUAUGGCUCGCAGAUACAACUUCAACUGCAGUUAUUCCAUAGUAGUACACAAAACGGCACUGCCUUGUUUACUAAACCGGGACCGAAUACCCCCCGGUGACGUCACACUCAAAGAACACCCGUCUCGGUAGGCAUUGCAGGAGCGAACUCAGGGAAAAUGGGUAGGGAUAAAUCGUUCAAAUUCACUAUUUUGAAAAAAGAAAAUGGGGGGUCGAAUCACCUAUUAGUGUUUGGGGGGUUGUAAGGUUGCUAUUAAUGUAAAUAUCUCAAUAUUUGGAAUCGUCUUCUUAAUUCAACUUUAAGAGAUUGAUGGGGUCAAAGGUCAUCUAGGGGUCAAAAGAUCAAAUGAUAUGAGGUCAUGCUCAUCCUUUCUUUUAAGUUUUUGUUCAAAUUGCUCUCAUCUCUUUUUUUUUGCAUCAAUUAUGUUCAUACUUGGUACAUAUGAUCCUUGGGUAAUACUAGUUCAAUUCAAAUUGGUUUGUUAUAUGGAGACUUAAAAACAGUCUAAAGUUAACAGGAAAAAAACAGAAAAAAAAGAAAUGAAAUAAUAUACCUACGAAUUAACAAAAGAUAAUCAAAUAAGAAACAUAAGAGUAAGAUUAAAUAUGGUACUCGAGGUCAUACCCAUUACAGAAUUAUCAUUAAGAGGGGAUAAUGCUAUAUAAAUAAGGAGAAAAUAGAAUUACCCCCCAAAAAAAAGAAUUUAAAAAAAUAACAAAACAAAAAAACAUUGGGAUAUGUUGAUUGAUUUCAUUGUAAAUUGAGGAAAAAAAAAACUUGUAAAACAGCAGAAAUAUAUUUGUGCAUGACAAGAAAACGGUUAAGAUUAAACGAAGGAUAAUUGGAAAGUACAUUGAGAGUCAGCGAUCUAUGACAGCAACGGGGCCAGAACAAUGAAGUCACUUGACCAUUUCAUUGUUCCAGCUCCGAGUACCACAUCUGACAAUAUGAUAAUGAUGGGGUCAAAGGUCAUCUAGGGGUUAAAAGGUCAAAUGACAUGAGGUCAUAUUCAUCCUUUUUGGAAGUUUUUGUUCAACUUACCCUCAUUUCUUUAUUUUUGCAUCAAUAUUGAUCACACUUGGUGAAAAUGAUCAUAGGGUAAUACCACAUGUGUGUUGUUGAGAAAGAUGGGGUCAAAAGGUCGAGUUUUUGUUCAGAUUGCUCUCAUUUCUUUAUGUCUGCAUCACUUAUAUUCACACUUAGUACAAAUAUUCCUUGGGUAAUACCACAUGUGUGUCCUUGAGGAUGAUAAGGUCAAAGGUCAUCUAGUGGUCAAAAGAUCAUAUUGCAUCUGUUAUUGAUCAUGAAAUCAGGCGAGACUCGUGGUUCAUGAACCACCUUGUCUUCAGAGUGCAGACUAGCUACAUUAAACUUGAAAUAAAGGAAUUGAAAACCACCUUGGAAUACCACCCUGGCUUAUAAUUAUAACCAAACUUUUCAAAAUGUAAAAAAAAGAAGGUUGAAACCAUUGUCUUUGAUUCUGAUAAUGUAACUCUGUAUCAGCAUAUUAAAUUUUCAUGCAUGUGUGACCAGUGUUUCCACUUUGAAGGAAAUUACCUGAAUUCCGGAUCAUUUUCAGGUAAUUUUCGGGUAGUGAAAAAUUCCAGGUAAUCUGAAAAUUACAAUAAAACAUUGCAACUUUUAAUAUUAAUGUUAUAUUUAAAGAAUUUUUUACCUUGAAACGUAGCUCAAAAUUUUCCGCUUGCGCUUGGAUUUUAUAAUUUUGUUCCUAUUUUUAAAGAGGGCAUGAACAAAAAAAUGUUAAAUUCCUUGAUUUUGGUCACUUGGACCUAAUUUAGGCUUGCUGAAUAAUUGUCAGAUUUAAAAAAAAAUUGAACUUGAAAAUUCCAGGAAAUGUCUAUGAAUUCCGGGGAAAUUUGGGAUUCAGUUUUGGGAAAUUUGUUUUGGAUCUGUGGAAACACUGUAUGUGACCAUUUAUAGGACUUGUCAAAGCAGUAAUACAUGUAUGUCUCCCUCUCUUGUUGGUAUUAGUGUUAUUAUUUUUGCCAUGAGGUGCAGGGUGUUGGUCAAAACUUGGCACUUUUGCUGUGUGACAGCCAGUAUGAAUUUCAUCCAUGAUAGGAAUACAUGUUGAAUAGGUACCAUUAAUUAGGCAGAUAUAUUCAAAUGCAUGAAAAGAUGGCACAUUGAGUGAUAUAUGUAAAGUAUAAAGAGCAAGGAAGUGUUCCUUUACAUUAUAGAAAGGGAAGUAAUGCCCUUUCAUUUUUAGAUUUUUGUUUUCUAUGUGGAUAAUAAGGACAAUAUAUGACACAAUGCAAAUACAAUUUGCUUUAAAACAAUUAUGGAAAAUGCCAAGUUAAUGAUUUAUUCAAUCAUGAUUAUGUUAGUAAAAAUUACUUUUUUAAAAGUCUAUAAGGAAAGAUGAAGUAAGUUCAACUUCAAUCAGUGAGGGCAGAAAACUAAGGUUUUGAUGUCACUUGUUUUACCAUUCUAACUGCAUAUGCAGGAUACUCUUUAAAGAAUUGGAGCUGAGCAAAACGUUUUAUAAUAAAAUGUUGAAAGCCGA